Molecule: messenger RNA, 570 nt
Organism: Dipodomys spectabilis (banner-tailed kangaroo rat)
Lineage: Eukaryota; Metazoa; Chordata; Mammalia; Rodentia; Heteromyidae
Gene: Syce1l
Product: synaptonemal complex central element protein 1 like
Exons: 9
Coding region: 17-544 (175 amino acids)
Biological process (GO): synaptonemal complex assembly
Cellular component (GO): synaptonemal complex
Source: RefSeq, a predicted model, not a curated record
GGCCAAGUCUUCGAAGAUGAAUGAAGACUUGCUGGCCACGGUGAAAAAGCUGCAGAAAGAGGGAAGCCUGGAGCCUCAGAUCAAGGACCUGAUUAACCGUAUUAAUGAGCUACAGCAAGCAAAGCAGACAUCCAACAAGGAACUAGGAGAGGGCCAAACUCUCCAGGAGAUCCUGCUUCAACAGCUAGACUCCUUGAAUGGAGAGGAAGCACACCUGGAGGAGGUCUUGAGAAAGAAACAAGAGGCACUGAAGAUCCUGCAAGAUCACUGGCACAAAAAGAAAAGCAAGGCUCAGUGGUUGGAUAUGGGAGAGCAGCUGGAGGAUCUGAUGUACCAGCACAAGGACCUCUGGGAGUUACAGAUGCUGGAACAGCGGCUGACCCAGGAGAUUCAGGCCCUGGAGAGAAGCCUGGAGCACCUGCUGGCUGAGAGGCAGCAGCUCGGCGCGCGGCUGUUGGAGGUGGAGCGCUCGCCGGGGGAGUCGCUGGGCGCUUGCGCGGAGGACAGGCUGCAAGCGGAGCCCGUGUCCGCAGAGGAGAGGUAGGCGCUCAGGGGACGCCGAGGCGCGCG